UGGUGCUUAUAAGGGGGAGGUGAAUCAUCAGGUAGCCUGAGAUCGAGGGAUAGAGAGGAAGAGAUCAGCAGAACCGGAAUCCGAGAUGGCGGGGCUUGGAUCUCCUUGUGGCGCAUGCAAGUUCCUGAGGAGGAAGUGCGUGCGGGGGUGCGUCUUCGCCCCCUACUUCAGCCACGAGCAGGCGGCGGCCCACUUCGCGGCUGUCCACAAGGUGUUCGGGGCCAGCAACGCCUCCAAGCUCCUCAUGCACCUCCCGGUCGCCGACCGCUCCGAGGCGGCUCUCACCAUCUCCUACGAGGCGCAGGCUCGGCUCCAAGACCCCAUCUACGGUUGCGUUGCUCACAUCUUCGCGCUGCAACAACAGGUGGUGACCCUGGAAGCCCAACUGGCCUCCUUGAAGGCUCAAACCGCACAAGGUUUUGUCAGCGGCUACUCUUCGAUUCCCAGGCUUGAAGAAGACAGAUACGGCAACAAGCUCCCACCCUACCGACCGGGAGAGAGCUUACCCCUGAUGCCCCAGCCUUUAGCUGCAGACGCCCCCGUGAAUCCUGAAGCCAUGCUAUGCCAAGACAACGAGCUUGUGGACUCCAACUCCUUCCAAUCUUCCCAACUCGAGCUCGUCGAUGACAACUCAUCCUGCGCCAUGGCCUCCCUCGAUCUCGAAGCAUACACAUGGAGAUCGGCGCAUCACCAUGACAUGGAGGACCUUCACUCGGUGGCAUUUGGCCGUCUCAAUUGCGCGUGAGAGGGCGAGGUGGUGGAGGGAGUCGAAAGGUUUUGAUUCUUGCAACUCCCACAAGUCCAUGGAAGAAGCUGGGUCUUGCUCCUGUGAUGGGGCUCGUCAAUGUACUGUACCUACAUAGGAAUAAGAGAGCUGAGCUCGUUCGAGCUUACUGUCUUCGCAAUGGGGAGUCACGGUUGUUAGAUUAGGAAAUCUAGGAGACCCUCGGGAUCCAAAAACCCUGCCUCGAAAUCAUGAUGAUUAGGUUUUUAUAUGGUUGGCAUUCGGAAAAGGUGCUCAUAAUUGUAUGCACUUGUUCCCACUGAAUGCUUUCACCGGUGGCUGCAAGAUCCAAACAACGAGUUCUGAUCUCCAGGAGACAGUGCUGAAAAGGCCGAUGAACAGUUUGUUAAUCCUGCAGUGAUCCUUUCUCUUACACAGUAAAUAACAAGUGUGAUUCGGCUCAUUCGAUGAAACACUGUGCAACCAAAGACUUCCAAGUAUGUGAGUUCCGUAAGAACAUUAACCAAGUAGGUCGAUGCCUUGUU
Molecule: messenger RNA, 1269 nt
Organism: Musa acuminata AAA Group (dessert banana)
Lineage: Eukaryota; Viridiplantae; Streptophyta; Magnoliopsida; Zingiberales; Musaceae
Product: LOB domain-containing protein CRL1-like
Exons: 2
Coding region: 86-745 (219 amino acids)
Biological process (GO): hormone-mediated signaling pathway; positive regulation of DNA-templated transcription
Cellular component (GO): nucleus
Source: RefSeq, a predicted model, not a curated record